This is a messenger RNA of Saccoglossus kowalevskii, 1644 nucleotides long. Its product is annotated as ultra-long-chain fatty acid omega-hydroxylase-like. The record is from RefSeq and is a predicted model, not a curated record. Gene Ontology annotation, molecular function: heme binding; oxidoreductase activity, acting on paired donors, with incorporation or reduction of molecular oxygen; iron ion binding. Lineage: Eukaryota; Metazoa; Hemichordata; Enteropneusta; Harrimaniidae.
AUGGCAAUUAUAUGGAACAAUUUAGCUGUACUCGUAGUCACCGUGUCUGUUCUUCUAGCGACCAAUGCACUUAUCAAAAUAUGGAGUUUGAUUAAGCAACGCCGCCAAAAUGAAAGUGACUUGUCUGUCUUUCCAUGUCCGCCCCGGCACUGGCUGUUUGGACACGAACACUUGGGACUGCGCAAAGGGAAAGGCAUACAAAUGAUGUUUGAAUUCACAAAGAAUUACAGCCAUUAUUUCCAAAUAUGGAUCGGACCAUUCCGCGCUCUCUUAUUUUGUGUACAUCCUGACACUGUUAAGACGAUAUUGGCCACUCCAGAACCAAAAGAUCCGCUUGCCUAUGGUCGUUUAAGUGAAUGGCUGGGAGACGGUCUUCUAAUCUCGUCUGGAGCAAAAUGGAAGAGGAAUAGACGCCUUCUGACGCCGUCGUUUCAUUUCGAAGUUCUCAAACCAUACAUUAAAUUGUACAACGAGUGUGCGCAGAAAAUGCUGACAAAAUGGAGCCAUCAUAGCAGCGAUACACCAAUGGAGAUGUUUGAUUGUGUCAGUUUAAUGACGCUGGACACUCUGUUAAACUGUAUUUUUGGAAUAAACAGUUCUUGCCAAGAAAGAGGAGACGAUAACACUGUGACAUACGUGAAGGCAGUCAGAAACCUGUCACAACUCUUUGUUGAGAGAAUGGCAGCAUUCUAUCUGCCAUCAUUCGUAUUUCUACAUCUCACUCCACGAGGACGAAAAUACACCCACAAUCUGAAGGUGCUACACAACUUUACGCGAAGCAUUAUUCAACAGAAGAAGCGUUUACGGGCAGAGGGAAGUAGUAUAAAGAAAGAAUAUGUUGAUUUCCUAGAAAUGUUGUUGGAUGCGAGGGAUGACGAUGGGGUAGGUCUAAGUGAUCAAGAAAUCCAAGAUGAAGUAGAUAUCUUCAUGUUUGAAGGCCAUGACACCACAGCUAGUGCGAUCUCGUGGUGUUUGUAUAACCUCGCGAGAUAUCCAGACUAUCAAUAUAAAUGUCGAGAUGAAAUUGAUGAAAUGAUGGUUGUUAAAGACAAUGAUGAGAUUGAAUGGAACGACCUACAAUGUAUGCCUGAGACAACAAUGUUUAUCAAAGAAAGUCUUCGAAUGAAUCCACCGGUACCUGCCACGAGUCGGCAACUCACUUCGCCAAUGACGUUCCCUGAUGGAAAAGUCGCGCCUGUUGGGUCGAUAGUAGUGGUUGCUGUUAAUGCACUUCAUCACAAUUCACACGUAUGGGAAAACCCGGAUAUAUUCGACCCAAUGAGAUUCUCAUCGGAGAAUAGCAAGAAACGGUCACCGCAUGCUUUUGUACCAUUUGCUGCUGGGGCGCGAAAUUGCAUCGGGCAAAACUUUGCGAUGAAUGAGAUAAAAGUGGUCAUUGGAAGAGUGUUACAUCAAUUUGAGUUGUACGUCGAUGACAGCUGUCCAUUUCCACAACCGAAGAAUACACUAGUAUUGAAAGCAGAUCCAGGCAUUUUUAUUAAGUUCAAGCAACGCAAACUUAAAAUCUAGUUAGAAAUAUAUAGAAAUAACACUAUGAAUAAUCAGAUUUGAAUAUAAUUUUGUAUAAAUAAUUGUAUAAAGAGAAUUUAAGCGAAUUUACUAUGCAAUAAAACGAUCUUUACC